GCGCGUGCUCCGGAGGACGCCGCACCCGCCUGGAGGCCCUGGACGCUGCUCCCCAAGCUCCACCGCACCAUGGCCCCGAAGCUGCUGCUCUUCCUCUGCCUGUUCUCGGGCUUGCACGCGCGGUCCAGAAAGGUGGAAGAGGAUGAAUAUGAGGAUUCAUCAUCAAACCAAAAGUGGGUCUUGGCUCCAAAAUCCCAAGACACUGAUGUGACUCUUAUUCUCAACAAAUUGCUGAGAGAAUAUGAUAAAAAACUGAGGCCGGAUAUUGGAAUAAAACCGACUGUAAUUGACGUUGACAUCUAUGUUAACAGCAUUGGUCCUGUUUCAUCAAUAAACAUGGAAUACCAAAUUGACAUAUUUUUUGCUCAGACCUGGACAGACAGUCGCCUUCGAUUCAACAGUACUAUGAAAAUACUCACUCUGAACAGCAACAUGGUGGGAUUAAUAUGGAUUCCAGACACAAUCUUCCGUAAUUCUAAAACUGCAGAGGCUCACUGGAUCACCACCCCCAAUCAGCUACUCAGAAUUUGGAAUGAUGGGAAAAUCCUUUAUACUUUAAGGCUCACUAUAAAUGCAGAAUGCCAGCUGCAGCUGCACAACUUCCCCAUGGAUGAGCACUCCUGCCCUCUGAUUUUCUCCAGCUAUGGCUACCCCAAAGAAGAGAUGAUUUACAGAUGGAGAAAAAAUUCAGUUGAGGCAGCUGAUCAGAAAUCCUGGAGGCUUUAUCAGUUUGACUUUAUGGGACUCAGAAACACGACAGAAAUUGUAACAACAUCUGCAGGUGAUUAUGUUGUCAUGACCAUAUAUUUUGAAUUGAGUAGAAGAAUGGGAUACUUCACUAUUCAAACAUACAUUCCCUGUAUACUGACUGUGGUUUUAUCCUGGGUGUCAUUUUGGAUCAAAAAAGAUGCUACACCAGCAAGAACAGCAUUAGGCAUCACCACAGUGCUGACCAUGACCACGCUCAGCACCAUUGCCAGGAAUUCCUUGCCCCGUGUGUCCUAUGUGACUGCCAUGGAUCUCUUCGUGACCGUUUGCUUCUUAUUUGUCUUUGCUGCUCUGAUGGAGUACGCCACCCUCAACUACUAUUCAAGUUGUAGAAAACCAACUACCACUAAGAAGAAAACAUCGUUAUUACAUCCAGAUUCCUCAAGAUGGAUUCAUGAGAGAAUAAGCCUACAAGCCCCCUCCAACUAUUCUCUCCUCGACAUGAGGCCACCACCACCUGCAAUGAUCACUUUAAACAAUUCUGUGUACUGGCAGGAAUUUGAAGAUACCUGUGUCUAUGAGUGUCUGGAUGGCAAAGACUGUCAGAGCUUCUUCUGCUGCUAUGAAGAAUGCAAAUCAGGAUCUUGGAGAAAAGGGCGUAUUCACAUAGACAUCUUGGAGCUGGACUCAUAUUCCCGGGUCUUUUUCCCUACAUCGUUCCUGCUCUUCAACUUGGUCUAUUGGGUUGGAUACCUGUAUCUCUAAAUGUUGCUAUGGUGAUGAGUGAAGAGCACUAGGUUUCCCUCUUUACCUUUCACCCUCCCCAGACCAGUAGUGACCAACUGCAGUAGGAAGGAAGGACACUGCUCAAUUUAUCUGAAGUUAUACAUUACCUUUGAGCAGUACAGGAGUAUGUGGCAAAUAUUUCUAUUAUGUAUUUCACACUCACACACAUGUGUGCACACACACA
Messenger RNA from Callorhinus ursinus (northern fur seal), 1678 nucleotides. RefSeq names its product gamma-aminobutyric acid type A receptor subunit gamma3 (gene GABRG3). Gene Ontology annotation, molecular function: GABA-A receptor activity; extracellular ligand-gated monoatomic ion channel activity. The record is from RefSeq and is a predicted model, not a curated record. Lineage: Eukaryota; Metazoa; Chordata; Mammalia; Carnivora; Otariidae. Gene Ontology annotation, cellular component: membrane. Gene Ontology annotation, biological process: gamma-aminobutyric acid signaling pathway; chloride transport; monoatomic ion transmembrane transport.